Messenger RNA from Theobroma umbraticum, 1264 nucleotides. RefSeq lists its product as uncharacterized. The record is from RefSeq and is a predicted model, not a curated record. Lineage: Eukaryota; Viridiplantae; Streptophyta; Magnoliopsida; Malvales; Malvaceae.
CAAGACUCGAUGACAACCAGGACAUCGAACACGACUCCUGUCCCAAACCAAGAAAUAUCCACCGAUUGCGCCAGGAUACGAUGUCGGACCCACGCGCCGCUUCCAACAACGGCGAUAAUGACUCCGGUGAUAGUAUGGAUGCUGCCGUGGCUAAAACCGCUGGCUUCGUAGUCUUUUCAGGGAUCGCUAUGAGCAUCCUCAAAACCCUAAACCCUUUCAACAAAGACAGGGACGCAACUCCACUGCCUCAACAGCCUGUCGCUGAGUCCACUCAGUCUUCUCUGACUCAGCCGAUCCGAGAUUCCCCGCCUCCUCCUCCUCCCCCAGGACCCAUUAUCACCAAGAAAGCAAGUAGUAAUAUGGAGCAAAGAGUGCCAGAAUACUCGGGAAAUGUAAUAGAGAUUGUGAAAGGAGAUACUCUUUGGGGUCUCUCCAGAAAAUAUGGGGUGUCAAUAGAUGCAAUCAAAGAGGCUAAUGGGCUUACAGGGGAUACCAUCUACGCUGGCAAGAAACUCAUUAUCCCAUGAUGUUGUUUUAAUCUCUUCGUAUCUGUUUUUCAGUUUUUCUCUUCCAAAUUGGUUGUUAGACAUGUAAUUUUGCAAAUGCUAGUGAAGAGUAUCUGUCCCGUAGUUUGUAAUUUCAACAUGAGCAGAUGGAGACCCUAGAUCAGGAUUGAGAAUGCUGCUGCGCACUGUUCACAGUUCUAUUUUAAAUAUUGUCUAUUUAAUUGCAUUUGUCUUAUUUACAUUCUAAGUGUUUAGUGUCUGACUUAUUUGUAAGGUUGUUCCUUGGCUGUACUUCUCUCAUGCUUUGCAAUUUAUGUACAAUCAAAUGGGGCUCUGUAGUGAAGCAGAUUGAGAGGGGUUCUGGUACAAUAAGGAUUGUGCGGAGAAAGAGUUGAGACUGUUGGGAGACCUAUAACUCUUCAAUCAUAGGCAUGUUCUGGUAUGUUUGGGAACUAGAUUGCUUUUGCCACCAAUUUGGACAAGAUGUUAUGGUUCUCAGGGGUGAUACUUUCCGAGCCAAAAAUAAGAAGAUAGCUGUGCUAACUUGUUAUAGAGUUGUAGAAUAUUCACAUCAUUUUGUAACAAGAAUAAUAAGCUACUUAAUACUUCUGGUUAACUGGCCCUAACACUGUAACAGAGCUCGGCUAAGUGUGUAUACAUACCUAUUGUUAAUUUGUUACAUGCUGAAGUUAGAAAUGUUAUAGUGACAUCUUGAUAGCUUUGCUCCAUGUAAUGACAAUUGCUAGCUUGCUUCUCCA